Molecule: messenger RNA, 243 nt
Organism: Knipowitschia caucasica
Lineage: Eukaryota; Metazoa; Chordata; Actinopteri; Gobiiformes; Gobiidae
Source: the annotation of a GenBank genome assembly
AUGAGGCCCCUGGUGAUCUUCGCCCUGCAGCUCUGCCUCUGCGCGGGCUAUGAAGGAUGGGUGGAAUUGAUGGGUUGGGGUUUAAGUAGUUUGGGGGGGAGGAGAUGGGGGUUGGGUGUUUUUUGUAGGGUUUAUGGAGAGAUGGUGUAUGGGGGUAUUGAUGGGGGGGUUGGUUGGGGGGGGUUGGGGGUUAGUGGAAGGAUGUAUGGGGGGAUAUGGGGGUUAUUUGUUGAGGUGGGAUGA